UCGAGGAACCCGUAUUUAAGGUGUUGUUGCGAAAAUGACAUAAUUCAACCCCUCCUAGGCUCCAUAACUCCCAUCCGCAGUCUCUCUCGCCUUGCUCAUCUGGUAGCGAAGAUAUUGUCUCUCUUUCCAUCUCUGUAUACUGUGCGUUCGCUAAGCAUAGAACAUUCACACAAUGGGCAAAACACCACGAGUCUUUCUGAUACGCCAUGGCGAGACGGAGUGGUCCCUCAAUGGCCGUCACACGGGGACCAGCGAUAUUCCCCUCACAGCCAACGGAGAGGCUCGUAUCAGAGCAACUGGACAAGCGUUGGUAGGCCACGAUCGAUUGAUUGUACCCAAGCAAUUGGCCCAUAUCUACGUUUCCCCACGCAAGCGUGCUCAACGCACCUUUGAGCUCCUGAAUCUUGGUAUCCCCGCUGAGCAACUCCCAUGGACACUGCAUGGCGAGCAACCAAGCAAGCGCGCAGAACUGUCCAACUGUGGUGCGCGUGUCGAAAUCACAGAGGACAUUCGCGAAUGGGACUAUGGAGACUACGAGGGCGUGACCAGCCCUGAUAUCAGGAAAAUCCGAGCGGAGCAGGGGCUGGACGAGGGCAAGGGAAGAACAUGGGACAUCUGGACGGAUGGAUGUCCUGGCGGCGAGAUGCCCGACGACGUCACAGCCCGUCUUGAUCGCCUCAUCGAAGAUCUCCGCACCAAGUACCACGGACCCUGUAUGAACGGUGAUGCCCCUAAAGGCGACGUCCUCAUCGUAGCACACGGCCAUAUUCUCCGUGCCUUUGCCAUGCGCUGGGCCAACAAGACACUGCAGGAUGGCCCGGCGUUCUUACUUGAGGCUGGUGGCGUUGGUACCUUGAGUUACGAGCACAGCAACAUUGACGAGCCCGCUAUCCUCCUGGGCGGUGCUUUCGUUGUUGACAUUGCGGAAAAGGGACUGCAAUAAUCCCCAUCAGGGAUUGGCGGGCCUCACAUAGACUGUGCUAGCUGGCCGAGAUCAUGUUCAAUAGAUUGUGGCAUUCUAAGCACCG
Molecule: messenger RNA, 1028 nt
Organism: Emericellopsis atlantica
Lineage: Eukaryota; Fungi; Ascomycota; Sordariomycetes; Hypocreales; Bionectriaceae
Product: histidine phosphatase superfamily
Exons: 4
Coding region: 173-943 (256 amino acids)
Biological process (GO): ribose phosphate biosynthetic process
Molecular function (GO): sedoheptulose-bisphosphatase activity
Source: RefSeq, a predicted model, not a curated record